AUGGCCGCGACAGACUCGCUGGUGGACGGCAGCGACAUCUCGCCGUCCGUCUCGGCGCCCAAGGAGCGGCACUCGCUGACGCUGGACCAGCGCCGCGCCCUCCGCCGCUGGGCCAACACGCAGACGAUCCGCCCGUCGCACAAGGCCUGCAUCGAGUGGUUCUUCAGCCAGUACGGCCAGCAGAUCAGCCAGUCCACCGUCUCGCACUCGCUGUCGCCCAAGUACUCGCGCCUCGACGGCGACAACCCGCAGCUGUCGGGCUCGCGCCUGCGCUUUGGCAACUGGCCCGACGUCGAGAAGCUGGUGCUGCUGUGGUACCAGCAGGUCCAGGCCGCCGGCCGCCAGCCCACCAACGAGGAGCUGGGCGAGAAGGCCAAGAGCAUCUUCAGCCAGCUGCCGCGCUACAAGGAGGAGAGCCCGCCCGAGUUCUCGCCGGGAUGGAUUCACCGCUUCAAGAAGCGCUACGGCCUGCUGAUCCGUCGCCAGCGGCGCCACGGCGACGGCGGCAUCAACCCGGCCGACGACAUUGACUACCUGGCCGACUGCGUGCCGCGCUUCAUGGCCAUUGCCAGCGACACGAGCCCCGCCGCCAUCCGUGAGCAGGUAUUGCGCGUGGUGGGCGUCGAGUCCAGCCUCAACACCUGCGCCCUGGUCCGCGACGAGAUCAUCCGCCGCCUGGCCAAUGCGCACGCCGCUCCGCUCCCGUCUCUGACCCCCGUCGAGCCCACCCUCGCCCAGCCUCAGCCCGACCAGCAGCCGCUCUAUGGCGAGGACGACCCCGAGGUGGUGCUGCAGAACGCCCUCCGACAGCUUCAGCAGGAAGAGCAAGCUGCCGAGGAGCAGGCCGCUGCUGUGCGGGAAGAGCGUGAGCGUGCUGAGAGAGCCGCUGGGCUUCAGCAGCAGCAGGCCAUGGUCUCGACGCCGAAUGCUCGCGCCCCGUCAGACACUCGCUACACCACGCCGGGUCAAGACAUGGCUCCUGAUCUAACUCUAACGCCAAUUCACUCUGAAGUGCCCAUUGCUACCCAUGAUAGACCGCUGCGAUGUCCAUUCUGCGUCAACCAGCGAAUGCUGCGCUCGAUCAAGGAGGCGGUGGAGCACAUGUCGACGCAUGUCGUGGUAUAA
Molecule: messenger RNA, 1125 nt
Organism: Trichoderma aggressivum f. europaeum
Lineage: Eukaryota; Fungi; Ascomycota; Sordariomycetes; Hypocreales; Hypocreaceae
Exons: 1
Coding region: 1-1125 (374 amino acids)
Source: RefSeq, a predicted model, not a curated record